CAUUACUAAAAUAAUGUUGAUGAAAAAUUCAUUCAUCUUCAUUUUGGUAGCUAUUUUGAUAAUAUUUCUAAAUGAAUUUAGCGACCCUAUUAGAGCUUCUUUAAAUUCUAAUUUUGUUUACAUAGAUGGAACUCAUUUUGCAUUAGAAGGAAAACCCUUUUAUUUGAAUGGAUUUAAUUCUUAUUGGCUAAUGUAUAUGGCUUCUGAUCCAUCAACAAGAAAUAAAGUUACAAAUAUAUUCCAACAAGCUUCUAAAUAUAAGAUGAAUGUAGCUAGAACUUGGGCUUUUGCUGAUGGUGGUUCUAAACCUUUACAAUCUGCCCCUGGCGUUUAUAACGAACAAAUGUUUCAGGGAUUGGAUUUUGUGAUAUCAGAAGCCAAGAAUUAUGGAAUUCACUUAAUUCUUUCAUUAGUUGAUAAUUUUGAAGCUUUUGGAGGAAAAAAACAAUAUGUAGCAUGGGCAGUGCAAAAAGGGCAACAAUUAACAAGUGACGAUGAUUUCUUCACUAAUCCUAUGGUCAAAGAAUUCUACAAAAACUAUGUCAAGGAUGUGCUUACAAGAGUUAAUAAAAUAACCAAUAUGGCAUAUAAAGAUGAUCCAACAAUUCUUUCAUGGGAGUUAAUAAAUGAGCCUCGUUGCCCAUCUGACCUCUCUGGAAAAACAAUACAGAAUUGGAUUACAGAAAUGGCGGGACAUUUGAGAUCAAUAGAUACAAAUCAUCUCUUGGAGAUUGGACUUGAAGGAUUUUAUGGGAAUGACAAGAAACAAUAUAACCCUAAUUCUAUCAAUUAUGGGACUGAUUUCAUCUCCAACAAUCAAAUUACAGGAAUUGAUUUUACCACAAUUCAUAUUUACCCUGACCAAUGGUUACCAGGUUCAACUCCAGAGGCCCAAGACAAUUGGGCUUCACAAUGGAUCCAAGCCCAUAUAGAUGACUCCAAAUUGUUGAAGAAGCCCAUAUUAAUUGGAGAAUUUGGCAAAUCUUCAAAUACCACAGGAUACAAUAUUGAAAUGAGAGAUAAUUAUUUUGGAAAAAUAUAUGGAAAUAUUUUUAAUUGUGCCAAAAAUGGAGACCCAUGUGGUGGGGGGCUUUUUUGGCAAUUAUUGGAUCAAGGAAUGGAAAAUUAUGGUGAUGGUUAUGAAGUGGUUUUGCAAGCAAGCCCAUCAACUGAUAGAGUUAUACUCUUACAAUCUCUUAGGCUAUCUAAGCUAUCAUAG
This is a messenger RNA of Solanum stenotomum, 1219 nucleotides long. RefSeq names its product mannan endo-1,4-beta-mannosidase 4-like. NCBI's taxonomy places the organism in Eukaryota, Viridiplantae, Streptophyta, Magnoliopsida, Solanales, Solanaceae. The record is from RefSeq and is a predicted model, not a curated record. Gene Ontology annotation, molecular function: hydrolase activity, hydrolyzing O-glycosyl compounds. The coding region runs from base 14 to 1219 and encodes 401 amino acids. The transcript is spliced from 5 exons.